AUGUAAAUUUAUCCACAACCUAAGGAUGAAACAGAUAGAAAAUUAAUUGAAAUUCCAUUCAAUAUUAAAGAUUCAAAUUAAUAAAACAACUACUAAUCAGAAAGUAUUGAAACAACAAUAAAAGAUUAAUUGUCAACUUAAAUCAAAUCAAAAGCUUUUUAAUCUUCAGAUCAAAAAUCCUAUUCUUAAAAGAAAGUUCGUCUUGAUUAUAAAGGAUAACCAAUACUUAAAAAAUCAAAAGCACAUCAAAUUACAUUUAAUAAUGAAUUAUAUCAAAUAUAUUAUGUAGAGUGUUGGAAAGAAUAUAAUUCUAAUGAAAAUUAAGAAGAAGAAAAAGAAAACUGUUGUCCUUUUUGUACAAUUUUUUGA
Molecule: messenger RNA, 369 nt
Organism: Paramecium sonneborni
Lineage: Eukaryota; Ciliophora; Oligohymenophorea; Peniculida; Parameciidae
Source: the annotation of a GenBank genome assembly